Molecule: messenger RNA, 2109 nt
Organism: Ambispora leptoticha
Lineage: Eukaryota; Fungi; Glomeromycota; Glomeromycetes; Archaeosporales; Ambisporaceae
Source: the annotation of a GenBank genome assembly
AUGAAUAAAAACCCAGAAGCCAAUAAAAGUAAGAAGACAAUUAUUAUCGCUCUAAUCCUCGGAGUUCUUAUUAUUCUCGGAAUACAAACAACCAACUCUUCUCUCCAAUCCGCUCAAAAUAGUGCUAUUCAGCAACUAAAAAAUAAACUUCCUCAAAUCCAAGGCACUAAUUCCCAGCAACAACAAACUUUAAACAACAUUUACGGACAAAUUAUCCAAUCCCAACCCAAUCAGCAAGCAAUUACCGAUUAUCAGACUAAAAAAGAAGAGCAAUUAAAUCUUUUAUCCGAAGUAAAUAACUUACUGGAAGAGGAUGAUAAGCCUAUUUUUAUCCUUAUUGCCUCUAACCAUCCAAUUAUCGGUAAAGUUCAACUCCAAGUGGGCAAGAAGUAUGAUUUUUUGGGUAAAAAGAUAGUUCAAACCAUCAAGGAGGAAAGCGAAGUCUAUAUUUUUUACGAACCUGAGGAAUUUAUUUUGGAUUUAGAAGAAGUUAAGUCAGAAACACCCACUCAUGAAAAAACUUGUCCUGUUUGCAAAAAGGCUUGUAAAGAAUGUCAGCGGAAACCAGAAGAGCCUGAAAGCACGGAAGAGCCUGACUAUCACGCUACUCUAAAACCCGAAAGUGAACCAAAUGCUGACACUGUGGCAAUGAUCAGGUGCGAAAAGUGUAGACCUAAACACACUAUUCCCAGUCAGAACACUUUCUUACAUGGUAAUCGUAAUGCCCAAUCAUUUGUGUUUAACCAAAUGGCAGAAAAUACAAGGCGGAUGAGUAGUUUUGGAGUUUUUAACCAACCAGCCGAGCAAAAGGAAAUAAUAGAAAAAGGAGAAAAAAGAGUUUCUAGCCAAGAAGAUAAUGAAGAAAAAAAGGAAAAAGUUCUAAAUUGCCCUAGUUGUUCAGCGACAUUUACCGAGGGAAAAGGGGCAAACUGUUUAAGCAAUUGUUCUGCUAAAGAGUUAGAGGAGGAACAUGAAGAGAUAACUAAAAAAAUGAUUGAUGAUUGCUUACCUGAUAGAAGAAUAGAAGUAAAUCAUCCUCCUACACCUAUUUCUAAAAACAGUAGUAAGAAAAAUUUUCUUCACGCAAUAACUCAUGAGGUAGGACACAUUACUGAUUAUGAUAACCAGUUUACUACCGAAGAGAGGAGAAUUAUUAAAGUCUCACCCAAAAAGACAUUGGCGAUAUUUACCUACGGAAUGAAAGAACGAUCAGGAGGCAAUAAUUUAACCCAGCAAGAGAUAGCAGACUAUUUAUUAAAAGAAAAAGGUUUAGAAGUAAGUCAGCAAGCAGUUUCGAGAACAUUAAAAAAAUACAACAUCACUAAUAAGAAAAUUACUUAUCACUAUGCCAACCAACUGAAAUAUGCUAAGGAAAUUAAAAGUUUUAAGUCUAUGAUUGAACCUUUACUUUUAACUUCUUCCGUUUUAGCACUAGAUGAGUGUGGGUUUCAUCUAAACGAAGCACCUCGCCGUAGUUAUGCGACCAAAGGUUAUCGAGCGAGUUAUCAUUGCUGGGAUGAAAAAAUAAUUGAAUAUUCUCCUUAUGGCUCCCGCUUGAUACCUAGCAACCUUUUUGCCAAGGAACAAUUAGAAAUCAAAAACUCUCCCGAAUUCUAUCAAAAAGCACCAUUCUUAACUAUCGCCAAAGAAUUAUUAAAAUUAAUCCGAGAAAACAAAGCAAAACAAAUCAUUUUCCUUUCUGCCUAUGAUAAAAGAAAGUUCCCUAACGGAGACCCCAGAAAAAAGCAAAUAUUUAAAGAAACUUUUGCAGAAGGUAUUCCUAAUGUUAUCGUCUGUGCUCCUCAUUAUCCGACCGUAGAAAACCAACAUCACGAAAAGGUAUUGCUGAUAAAAACUAGCAUUAGUGAUUUGAAGAAAGAAGAUUUUGUUGUUAACAAAGGAAAAGAAAAAGUUACCGAAAUAGAUAAUUUUUUAUCAGAUUGUUGCCAAGUAAUAAUAAAAGAAUAUCAUGUUUUGAGCAAUAAAGAUAUAAUUCAAGCCAAUUAUUCUUGUCCAAAGUGCGGAAAGUAUAUCAAGAUUUAUCCUAGCCAAGAAAAAGCCAAAGAAAUGGAUGAGCAAGAAAAAGAAGAAGCAUUAGUUAAAUAUUGA